Adineta ricciae is the source of this 351-nucleotide messenger RNA. NCBI's taxonomy places the organism in Eukaryota, Metazoa, Rotifera, Eurotatoria, Adinetida, Adinetidae. The record is from the annotation of a GenBank genome assembly.
AUGCCACCAAAAUCUUCGAAAUUAACAAAUCAACAAAUGAAAGAAUUACGCGAAGCGUUCGAUCUAUUCGAUCGCGAUCAUAGCGGUUCGAUAUCAUCAGGGGAGCUGAAACAGUUAUUACUGGCAUUGAACUUCAAACCAUCAGAAGCUCUUCUUCGAAAAGUGAUGAGAGAAAUGGAUACGGAUGGUAAUGGCACUAUCGAAUUUAAUGAAUUUGUGAAAGCAAUGACCGGUAUCUAUUCGCGAGUGCUUACCGACGAGGAAAUGCAUCGGGCAUUCAGAUGUUUUGACAAGGAUGAUUCUGGUAAAUUACGAGUUUCAUUACGCGAGAUGAAUUACGUGAUGUUUUAA